AUGUAUAGUGUAAUUCUGCCUACGGUUAACGAAGCCGAAAACAUUCCAUACGUAAUUGAAUUAAUUGUACAAACAUUUAAACAAUAUGAUUAUGAAUUCGAGAUAAUUGUGGUAGAUGAUGCUAGCACCGAUGGUACCAGCGAUACAGUUUGCAAUAUUCAAAAAUUAUGCCCAGAUUAUAAAAUCAGACUUUUGGAGAGGCCAAGUAAAUUAGGUCUUGGCACUGCAUAUUUUGAAGGAUUCAAAUUGACCAAGGGGAAAUUCAUCAUUGUUAUGGACGCCGACUUAUCACAUCACCCUAAAUACAUUCUAGAUAUGAUCAGAAAACAGAAGGAUACUGAUGCAGAUGUUGUUAGUUGCACCAGAUAUUCCGCAGGAGGUGGCGUAUCCGGUUGGUCUUUAACUCGAAUGGUAAUAUCCCGUAUGGCCAAUUUGCUAAUCAAAUUUAUAUUUUGGCCGAAAUUAACAGAUUUAACAGGAUCUUACAGGUUGUAUAAGAGGAAUGCAUUUGAGAAAUUGCUUGGCUCCGUUAAAUGCACUGGCUUUGGAUUUCAAAUGGAAGCGGCUGUAUUAUCUGAAAAGAAAUUCAAGUUUAACGUGGAACAAGUGCCAAUUGUUUUUAUUGAGAGGAUUUACGGUAAUUCAAAAUUGAGUCCAGGUGAAAUUUACAAAUUUUUACGGACAAUUGCUAAAAUUGUAUGUUCAAUAUGA
This is a messenger RNA of Babesia microti strain RI, 711 nucleotides long. Its product is annotated as DPM1, dolichol-phosphate mannosyltransferase. Gene Ontology annotation, biological process: GPI anchor biosynthetic process; protein O-linked glycosylation via mannose. Lineage: Eukaryota; Apicomplexa; Aconoidasida; Piroplasmida; Babesiidae. Gene Ontology annotation, molecular function: dolichyl-phosphate beta-D-mannosyltransferase activity. Bases 1 to 711 code for a protein of 236 amino acids. The record is from RefSeq and is a predicted model, not a curated record. Gene Ontology annotation, cellular component: endoplasmic reticulum membrane. The transcript has 3 exons.